AUGGUGAAUAUUAAUGAGACCGCUGUCAAAAAUAUUGGAAAGGUUUUAAACGACCCUUCAAGACCUAUGAAAGAAAGAUUUAGGGCUUUAUUUACACUUCGAAACUUAGGAGGUAAUACCGCAAUAAAUUGUAUCAACGACUGCUUUAGCGACGAUUCAGUGCUUUUGAAACAUGAAUUAGCCUACUGCCUUGGUCAGAUGCAAGACAAAACAGCUAUACCUCUUCUAAGAAAUGUCUUGGAGGAUAAAACUCAAGAUCCAAUUGUUCGGCAUGAAGCAGGUGAAGCAUUGGGUGCUAUUGGUGAUCCACAUCUACAGGAAUUAUUAGAAAAAUAUCAAUAUGAUUCUGUGAUUGAAGUGGCUGAGACAUGUCAGAUAGCAUUAGAAAGACUAAAUUGGAUUGGUAAACAGAAUAGUGAGAAAUUAAGUAGUAGUAAAUUUCUCUCUAUUGAUCCAGCACCACCAAGCACUGAAGAAGAUGUUGAAGUCUUAAAGAAUACUAUGAUGGAUGAAAGUAAAACUUUAUUUGAUAGAUACAGGGCUAUGUUCAGUUUAAGGAACUUGGGUACAACUGAGAGUAUCAACGCUUUAGGUGAAGGAUUCAAAGCAAGUAGUGCUCUGUUCCGUCAUGAAGUUGCUUUUAUCUUUGGACAAAUGCAAGAUGAGCGUAGCAUUCCAUUUUUGAAACAAACACUUGAAGACACAUCUGAACAUGAAAUGGUGCGACAUGAGGCAGCUGAGGCACUUGGUUCCAUUGCUACUGAUGAAUGUACAGAGGUUCUUAAAAAGUACUUAAAUGACCCUCGCCCAGUGGUGCGUGAGAGUUGCGAAGUUGCUCUCGAUAUGUCUGAGUAUGAGAACAGUACGGAAUUGCAAUACGCAAAUACAUUGCUUACUGUCGAGAGUUAG
Molecule: messenger RNA, 909 nt
Organism: Pieris macdunnoughi
Lineage: Eukaryota; Metazoa; Arthropoda; Insecta; Lepidoptera; Pieridae
Source: the annotation of a GenBank genome assembly